Ylistrum balloti is the source of this 10374-nucleotide messenger RNA. RefSeq names its product unconventional myosin-IXa-like. Lineage: Eukaryota; Metazoa; Mollusca; Bivalvia; Pectinida; Pectinidae. Gene Ontology annotation, molecular function: GTPase activator activity; protein binding; ATP binding. Bases 1 to 6363 code for a protein of 2120 amino acids. The transcript has 44 exons. Gene Ontology annotation, cellular component: myosin complex. Gene Ontology annotation, biological process: intracellular signal transduction. The record is from RefSeq and is a predicted model, not a curated record.
AUGGCUGAUCUGUUGUCAGCAAGGUCAAAGCGUGUGCACAUUGUGCGACGCAUGAGCAUGGAAACGUACAUGGUACGUAUAUAUCCAGGGUCACUCACUUACGAAUGUGAGUUCACUUCCAUAGAGGCAGAGAAAACAACAUCAGCAGUUGAAAUCGUUGCGGUAGCAGUAAAUAAGUUACGUCUCGGAAGUUCAGAUAACUAUGAAUUAGCUGAAGUUUUGUCAACUGGUGGGCAGUUAUGUAAAGAAAGGCGACUUGAACCUUCAGAAAAUCCUGUUCGUAUUCAGCUGUUGUGGCCAAAAAUCAUAAACGCAGAAAUGGAACGCGGCUCUGGAUUAACUGGUUACAGGUUCUACUUGCGGAAAAAAGAUCCUGACAACCAUACUAGAACUUCGUCUUGGCAAGAUUACCAUGACAUAACAAGUCCUGCAGAUACCUUUCUCACUAGCUUUUUACAGUCGCCAACGAACAACAAGGAAUACCCAGACCUAUGUAAUUUACCUGAUCUGAACGAACGAACACUUCUAGACAACAUCAAAUCAAGAUAUCACAACUCCAAUAUUUAUACGUAUGUUGGGUCUAUACUUAUUGCUGUUAAUCCAUUCAAGUUCUUUCCCAUUUACAACCCAAAGUAUGUGAAAAUGUAUCAAAAUAAACGUUUAGGGGAACUACCACCACAUAUAUUUGCAAUAGCCGAUGCAGCAUUCUACACAAUGUUGAGGACAAAGAAAAAUCAGUGCAUAGUGAUUUCUGGAGAGUCAGGAUCCGGAAAGACAGAGAGUACAAACCUUCUGUUGCAUCACCUGACUGCCCUCAGUCAGAAGGGGGCACACGGCAGUGGAGUGGAACAGACAAUACUUGGCGCAGGCCCAGUUUUAGAGGCAUUUGGUAAUGCUAAGACAGUUCACAACAACAACUCAAGUCGUUUUGGAAAAUUUAUCCAAGUAAACUACAAAGAGAAUGGCAUGGUACAUGGUGCCAUUGUGGAAAAAUAUCUGCUUGAGAAAUCCAGGAUUGUCCAUCAAGCAAGAAAUGAAAGAAACUACCAUGUGUUUUAUUACCUGUUGGCUGGAGCGGAUGAACAGGAACGAGAGUCCCUACAUCUCAGGAAACCAGAGGAGUACCAUUACCUCCGACAGAGUGGAUGUUACCAUACAGAAGGUGUGGAUGAAGCUCAUGAGUUUGCCAGGCUGAAGCAGUCACUUGAAAUGGUGGGAUUCUCUCACUUGACACAAAGAAGAAUAUUUUGUGUGUUGUCAGCAGUGCUACAGCUUGGAAAUAUGGAAUUCAAAAAGAAAGGAGAUCAGCACCAUGAUGAAUCAGUUACCAUUAAGGACGAAACAACAGUACAGAUCAUCUCUAGUUUACUAAAGGUGAAAGAGAAAACAUUGACAGAAACUCUGACACAAAAGAAAACAACAGCAGGAGGGGAAACUGUGGUCAUCAACUACAAAAUGGUGGAUGCUCUAGCUAAUAGAGAUACCAUGGCUAAGUGCCUAUAUGGUGCUCUGUUUGACUGGAUUGUCCUUAAGGUGAAUCAGGCCCUGCUAGCCAAGCGACACAACAGUGAUCAUCAGGGAAAUUCGAUAGGUGUGUUGGAUAUAUUUGGUUUUGAGGAUUUCAAGAAGAACAGUUUUGAACAAUUCUGUAUUAACUAUGCUAACGAGCACCUACAGUAUUACUUCAAUCAGCACAUCUUUAAGUUUGAGCAGGAGGAAUACAAGAAGGAGGGGAUCCAGUGGAAGAACAUUGAGUUUAUUGACAAUACAGGCUGUCUGGAAUUGUUUGCUAACAAGAGUAAUGGUUUGUUGUGUCUCCUGGACGACGAAUGCAACUUUCCGGGUGCCACCAAUGAGACACUUCUGGCAAAUUUCAAUCAUCAUCACAAAGGCCGACCGUACUAUCAGGUUCCUCAGCUGAAGGAAGGGGCAUUUGAGAUCAUGCACUACGCUGGCAAAGUCAAAUACCAAGUAAAGGAUUUCAGAGAGAAAAAUGGUGACCAGAUUAGAAUGGACAUUGUCAGUGUCCUGAAGAGUAGUAACCUCACAUUUGUCAGGGAACUGAUGGGAAUUGACCCAGUGGCUGUGCUGAGAUGGUCUAUAGUGAAGACCCUCGUCAAAAGUGUGUUUGCCUUUAUCGCAGAAGGCAAAAAAUUCAGAAGCAGGGGAGGCCAGAAAUCCAGUGCAUCUAUGAAGAAUCGGCGCCACUCCGACUACAUAAUGCCAGAAGCCUUGGCUGCCAGUGAAAACCUUCUCAAUGAGAGUUACCACCGUCACCAAGCCUUCUCUGGGCAGCGGUCUCUUUCCCCCCUGCAUGAACACCAAUAUUUUGCAUGUACUGUUGACACAUUUGAGGAUGGAUGUUCUGAUGAUGAUGCUGACGAUGACAUCUUCAUCCGAUCUUUGGAUUAUGUCACUGAUGAAAAAGGCGACCUUGUCUUGACGAGUCCUGUGGAACUUUACUUACCUGAAUCUGCCAAACUCAUCCGCCGCUCAACAAAAAUCAUUCUGAAAAACAAGUCAUUCCGGCCAAAGCCCAAACCACCUACAAUGCUGAGGGACAUAAAGACACUGAAGCAGAUAGCCAAUCGUACUAUCUAUGGGCGAGGCAGCAGGGACGGCAAUAGAAAAGCGAUGGCUAGUGUCAGCGCUCAGUUUACGUGGUCUUUACAUCGUCUGAUGGCUACGCUGAACCAGGCAAAUCCGUUCUUUAUCCGGUGUAUAAAGUCAAACCCAGACAAGGCACCCUGUGUGUUUGAUGAUGCCAUGGUACUACGACAGCUCAGGUACACUGGAAUGUUAGCUACUGUAAAGAUCAGACAGUCUGGAUACAAUUACAGGCUCACAUUUGAUGAAUUCAUCCAGAUGUAUAAAAUAUUAUUGCCAAAAGGCCUGCUUAGUUCCAAGGAAGAUGUGAAGGCUUUUCUGGAAGACAGACAUCUGAACAGUGAACACUACCAAAUAGGCAUUACUAAGGUGUUUUUGCGAGAGAGUGAGAAGAUGAGGUUGGAUGAGACGCUUCAUGGGGCAAUCAUGCAGCGUGUGGUGAAAAUACAGAGGUGGUUCAAAACCAUCCUGGAGCGACAGACAUUCCUAAAGAUGAGGGCGGCAUGUAUUGUUAUACAGAUCUGUUCCCGCCGGUUCAUUGCUCUGAGGCGGUUGAGACGGAUACGUCUGGAAAAAGAGGCAGCAAUUGUCAUACAGAAAUGUUAUAGAUGCUGGCAAGAGAGACGACGCUACCUCAUCAUUGUCCAUAGUAUAACUGUGAUACAGAGCCUGGCGAGGGCAUUCACGGCCAGGAAGCAGUAUAAAAAGCUGCUGGCUGAUGCAGAGUUGAGACGUCGAGAGGAAGAGGAAAAAUUGAAAAAGAAGCAACAGGAAGACUUACACUCCUCAAACAGUGACGAGGGCAUUCUUACAAAAGGCUCAAGUGCAGAAGAGUUGGAUGAGAAAGACUACCCAACUAUACAGCUACAAAGUCGUGACUCAGAUGAGAGCAGUGGUAUUCAUGAGGCUGAUGAGUCUGACUCAGAGACACUGGCAGAGGACAAUAGAAAGGGGUCAGUGGUCACUUUGCCAACAACACCAACCACACCCAACCAGGAAGUGGUGGUGAGGCCAAUGGGAAAAACUGUGGAGGAUGAGUACCUACAUAACACCCACUCCUCUUCAAGAGUUUCAGACCUUGCCAAAGCAUUCCAGACAGAGGGGGAGACGAAAUCGGAUCGUCCUCUCAGGCCGUCAAUUGUGGUAGAGAGAGAAUACCAACAGAAAAGACGCCCAAAAAACUCUCCAGCUCCUCUCGCAAAACAAGAGUCAUUUUCUGAUCUGGAGUCUUCGCCCACUAGCCCAGAAAACACUGUGAUAUCCCGAGAAAAGCUCCAAGAUAUAGAUGACUGUCUGAAGAAAAAUAAAGACAAGCAGGAAGCUCCCUCACAACCACUCUCCCCAACCAGCGACUUUUCCAAGAACAAAAGUCCCUUCCGAAGGGCACGCAGACAGUUCAAGAACAUCAUGGGAGAUUUGAAGGAGUCCAAUAAGAGUUGCAAUGCUUAUCACCUAAUGCGCCAUAGACCAUCAUUACGAUUCCUCCAUAGGGAGAAGUCAAACAAAAAAGGAAAGAAAGACUCACAGGACGACAGCGAUGAAGAGGAAGUUUUACAUCAUGGCCCAGAUUUCCAUACGAGAAUUGGUGUGCCAGUUUUACCAGUAGGAGAUUUGUCUGUCCCUAAGUCUCCAACAGCCAGGAAAGGAUCAGUACAAGGAUCUCAGGAGGAUCUUACCUCUGUAUCUAGUAGUGAUAGACCUGACCGUAAAGGUAGAAAGAAACGACAGGACAGAAAGCCUGUUGAACUGGAGAAGAAGUCCGCAUCACCACAGAGAAACGAAUGGACCCUAGCUGGAACCUCCCUUUGGCAGUACCCUGAAGAUCUUGGUCUCAAAGAUAUCUCUGAGAUUUCACAGCUUGACGAAUUCAUUCAUAAAAAACUUUUAGCUUAUAAUAAAGAUUGUUCCAGAAGAGACACAAUAUUUGAUGCUGUAUUUAAACGAUCACUGAAGGAGUUUCACAUAGACAUGCAAGCUCUUAUAUCUGUGGAGAAAAAGAAAAUAGAAGUACAUGUCCCAUAUCGUGACAUCUUUGCUAAGUUUGUCCACACAUUGGAAGCUGAAGUGACAGCUGAAGGUACAAAUGCUUCAUUCCCAGUCACAAUGGGAAUCAAUGCUUUCCGUGGUUUCCUGGACGAAUUCAUCAAAAAUCAUAAGAAAGAAAAGAAAAAGGAAGACAGGAAAACAGAAAGUAGGGCACAGAAACGGGAGCACAAGAAAAAAGAUGUUGUGGAAUACCAGGGACACAAAUUUAGCCAGGUGCAGUUUGGUAUACCAACAUUUUGUGAGUUCUGCAGUAAUAUCAUCUGGAUCAUGGAGAAGGGAAGCGUUUGUCAAGUCUGUAAAUAUACCUGUCAUCGAAAGUGUGUGACAAAAUCAAGCAAUACAUGUAAAGGUGCUCAUGACACACAGACCGACAUCAUUGAAUCAUCUACCACAAAAGUUGCUACAGGACACAGGGUGCAGUCCCUUGUCCUGCGCCUCAACCUUAUGGCCGAGGCUGGUACAUCCAGGUGUGUUUUUGGUGCUCCACUAGCUAGUCUUGUCUCAGAAAAAGACAAAAUACCUGUGAUAAUAGGGAAACUCAUAAACCUGGUAGAACUGCACGGCCUGUAUACUGUAGGAGUAUACCGUAAGAGUGGAGCCAAUGCCAAGGUCAAACUUCUCAAGCAGAAUCUUGACAGUGGAAAAGAAGACCUAACAGAUAUAGAUCUUGUGGAGUUCAAUAUUCAUACCUUGGCCUCCACCUUGAAGAAGUAUUUUGUAGAGCUGCCUGAACCUCUCCUGACCUUUGACCUCUAUGAUGAUUUCAUCAGAACAACAGAUAUUCUGGAUGAGAAGGAAAGGAUCCAGUCACUGUAUGCUGUUAUAGACAAACUACCCAAGGUCAACUUUGACCUGUUUGAAAGAUUGAUCUUUCACCUGGCCAGGAUUGCACACCAUGAGGCCUUCAAUAAAAUGUCUGUUUCUGGACUGUCCAUUAUAUUUGCACCCUGUCUACUGAGGACAAGCAAAAACCUACAGGCACAGGACUCACUUAGUCAGGUUCCUAGACAGACAAAAGUGAUAAACCAUAUCAUACAAGAACAACUAUAUAAGUUAAAAUCCACUCUGGAAGACAUCAGUACACUGGAAACUGCUGCAGAGACUGCCACAGACCGGCUCAAUGUUGUCAGAGCCAGCAUGAGGAAGAGUCCUAUAGAGGAGAGAAAGCGAGUGUCUGGAGCCUCAGUUACCAGUGGGGAGUCCUUAGACGGGAUAACACAUGCAGAAGAGAUGGCACUACGCUCGCAUAUCAGGUCCAUCAAAAAGGAAAAAGAAAACUUAACAACCAAUUUACCAAAUUUGGAGUGUCGACACCUGAGUUCUGAUGAUGAGGUUUUGAGUACAGAUGACAUGGACAGUACUUAUGACACAGCCGACGACUUUGAAGACCAGGAGGAGUAUGCCCUUACCUUUGAACUACCAGUCAGUCCCCCAACACAGUUGAACCACUUGACAAAGCAGCGAGCCACACUUCCACCAAGACGGCCACCAACACGUUACAGCAGGGCUGUGAAAAGGCGAAGACAUUCUGAGAAUUCUUACAAUAAUAAAGAAGAGAUGGGAGAACCAAGUACUAAUGACCCUGCAUCCCCAGGAAACUAUGAUGCAGUUUUCUUAGUGGGGCAAGGGCGCAUUCCUUCUUAUGACUCCAGCUUUCUUUCAGUCCCAGGGCUACACAAUAUAGGCGAAGAGGACGAAAUCAUGGUGUGACUUUUGUGUUAGUUUGGAUAUGUCUGUCUUACAUUCUACUUUCACUGAAUUUAACUCACAAUUUAUCUUUUUUGGAAACACUUUAAUAUAUUACUGAGAUAAUUCUAUUGAAAAUAUUAAUUUUCUGUGAAAAUGAAAAUUCAAUUUAUGAACAAACUGGGAUUCAAAAAGGAAUCUUUUGCAAGAAAUCUAUAGUGACCUGCGUCAUUAAUUAGUGAGGAUGUGUACAGAAGUAAAUACACACAAGUUUAGAACUAAAAGAUACCCACCAAUGUAAUGUGUUACAUAAUGCUAUCUGAUUAAUAUUCUUGGUGUUGUGCCUGCAGUGCUAUUGUGUGGUCACUGUUGGUGUAAGCAGCAACACUAUGAUGGCAUGCCGUACACACAAAUUUACAAAUGUUAUUUUUGGGUGGUUUUUGGCCUGUUUGUAUUCUGAGCUAGAAGUUAGUUGCAAUAUCAUGACAAAGAUUGUACUUUCCAUUGUUCAGCUAAAUGUUUUCUAGUUCAGAUAACAGUGUUCAGUUUGUCAACCUUAUUCAGAAAUUGGAUAAUAGUUUGUAUUUUUUUCCAUACUUGUUUUACAUGAAAAUAUUCAUUGUACCAGCUUUUGUGAUCAUGUGCUGGAGUAAGAUUUUGUGUUGGGGCCGUCCUGCAGUCUAUGUGGUUCGAACAAGUGCAAUACUGUAUGUUCAUAUUGACCGAUACUUGCUAUAUACUGUAUAGACAGACAUACAGUGAAGACGGGUUUUUAUUGCCAAAUCUGCUCCAGACGAGACUGUAGAUAAGUUUUUUCUACUUGUUUAUUAUCUUCAGCUUAGGUGUAGCACCAUAGAUAUUGUAGGUAUAAACCUGACAAUAUUUUUGUCUUUCUGGUAAACCAUUAAUCUAGUCAGCUCCCACCACUGGAGAGUUACUUCUGUGAUUGGUAGGUUUAAUAGUUAUACACUAGCAGUAGGUAAUUUAUACAGAUACACUAUCAUUUCCAUAUAUACAAUGAGGUGGUAAGGCUUUAAAUGAGACUUGUGUAAUUUCAUAGAAAGAUAGAUAGAACAUCCAGCAAAUUGGAUAUGAAAAGAUUACAGUUUGCCCAUGACUAUAGCACCAUGAUGGUGUUUUGGUAUAUUAGACAAUGGUUGGCCCAUGACUAUAGCACCAUGAUGGUGUUUUGGUACAGUAGACAAUGGUUGGCCCGUGACUAUAGCACCAUGAUGGUGUUUUGGUACAGUAGACAAUGGUUGGCUUGUGACUAUAGCACCAUGAUGGUGUUUUGGUACAGUAGACAAUGGUUGGCUUGUGACAAUAGCACCAUGAUGGUGUUUUGGUACAGAAGACAAUGGUUUGCCCAUGACUAUAGCACCAUGAUGGUGUUUUGGUACAGUAGACUAUGGUUGGCUUGUGACUAUAGCACCAUGAUGGUGUUUUGGUACAGUAGACAAUGGUUUGCCCAUGACUAUAGCACCAUGAUGGUGUUUUGGUACAGUAGACUAUGGUUGGCUUGUGACUAUAGCACCAUGAUGGUGUUUUGGUACAGUAGACAAUGGUUGGCCCAUGACUAUAGCACCAUGAUGGUGUUUUGGUACAGUAGACAAUGUUGACCAGUGACUGUGAUGCUGUUUUGGUACAGUAGACAAUGGUUGACCUGUGACUGUGAUGCUGUUUUGGUACAGUAGACAAUGUUGACCAGUGACUGUGAUGCUGUUUUGGUACAGUAGACAACAGUUGACCAGUGACUUUGAUGCUGUUUUGGUACAGUAGACAACGGUUGACCAGUGACUGUGAUGCUGUUUUGGUACAGUAGACAAUGGUUGACCAGUGACUGUGAUGCUGUUUUGGUACAGUAGACAACGGUUGACCAGUGACUGUGAUGUUCUUUUGGUACAGUAGACAACGGUUGACCAGUGACUGUGAUGCUGUUUUGGUACAGUAGACAACGGUUGACCAGUGACUGUGAUGCUGUUUUGGUACAGUAGACAAUGGUUGACCAGUGACUGUGAUGCUGUUUUGGUACAGUAGACAACGGUUGACCAGUGACUGUGAUGCUGUUGUGGUAAAGUAGACAACAGUUGACCAGUGACUGAUGCUGUUAAAUUAUUGACUGGACAGUGAUGUGGACACUUGUAACAUUCCAGGCUCUCUAUAAUAUUGAUGUACAUUAUGUAUCUGAUCAUAUAUUUAGCCCCAGUCAUGACAUUAUACUGUGUAUUAUCCUUACAUGUCUAAUGUCUGUAUGCUCACUUGUCAAACAAAUUGGCACAAAUCAAAAAACUUUGCAAUAAUUACCUGUGGUAGUUUGUUUUUAUUUGUGUUGACUAUUGACUUUGUAGAUCAUGAGAAAUAUUCAGAUCAGCAGAACCACUUGAGAAUAAAUCCUACUCUUGUGAAUGUUAUUGCUUAAUUGGUGUUUGAUGUAUGUACGUCAAUUUAGGAUUUCAAAAGAGUGUCAAAAUAGAAAAAAAUCUGUCAGGAAUGAUGUUUUGGUUAGUUUUUGACCUAUAUAUUAUCUUCAAAUUUCCAAACAAAGGAGAACUGACAGUAUAAGCAAUAGUCGUGCUGCUACUUCUCAGAUAUAUGCAAAUAUCAUUCAAUAUAUAUGUUAUAUAGUAGUUGUUUGUAAAAAAUCUGUGAUAUUCAACUAUUAAUAUGUACUUUGUGCCUUUUAAUUUUGUGUGUAGCUACAACAGAUAGUUUGAAAGCGAUACUUUUUGUUUUGAAAUAUGUUUGUUACAUUCUGAUAUAGACAUCGUUUUGUUACAUUUCAGAUUAGGUGGUAUAGUGCUGUUUAUAUUUAUUUUCAUAAUUGUGCAAUGCUUAUGGAUGCAAAAUGGUAAUGCUAGUUUUAACUGCUCCUAAUGUUUAAUAUAAUCAUAACUUUUGAAGUCAAUAUUUUAAUAUUACCCUGUACUUAUUUUUAUUAACUUUUAUUUAUUUGAGUUUGUUAUACACAGAUUAGUAUUGGUCAGUCAUUUUGGUUAGAGAUUAAGCCAAAGCAGUUUUAUGACCCUAUGAAAUAGGUUUGAAUGAUAGUAUCAAGUUUGAUGUUAUCCAUGGUGAAUACUACAUCAAUGAUUGCCACAGUAUCAUAUUAGAUUUAACAGUUUUUGUAUCACCUACUGCCAUAUACCAGCAAUAUAUAUAUUACACAAGAGGUUUCAUUGAAAAUUUCAUUUGCGACAUAUGGCUGUAUAAUUUGUAAUAUAUAAAACAUAUAUGUUACCUCUUACCAAGAUUCUCAAACACCUCUGAUAACUUUUCUUGAGACUGUAACUGUCACUAAAUGUCUAUGCUUAUUGAUGUACACUUUAUAUGGAAGACCGAAUAUGUACUUAUUGAGGUGUUGUAUAGGGUGUAGAAUGACAGUUGUGCCAUAACGGAUAGAAAUCCAGCUGUGAGGUACUUGUUAAUGUAGAGUGUUAGUGUAGACAAAUAUCAGUGUUAGUGUAGACAAAUAUCAGUGUACCAGUAGUAUCAUAGAAAUAAUGAUAUCGUAAUAGUCGUUGUUAUAGUGUCAUCAUAUUACUCUAGUAUUUUAUUAUUGUAAUAAUAUUAGAACCCUGUUAUGAUAUUACUGUAAUAUUCUAGUAUUACUAGACCUGUGUAAUAAUAUCACUACAUUAGUGCUAUGUUGUUAAAGUUUUCUAGCACUGUUACUGGAAUGUUACAUAAGUUUUAUAAUAUUACAGUCAACUGUGGUAUUCCUGUACUGCUACUGGAAUAAUACCUUAGUGUUAUAAUAUUACAAUGGUAUUCUUGAACAGUCUGGAAUAUUACAUAAGUGUUAUGAUAUUAGAAUGGUAUUCUUAUACAGUCUGAGGAAUAUUACAGAAGUGUUAUGAUAUUACAAUGGUAUUCUUGAACAGUCUGGAAUAUUACACAAGUGUUAUAAUAUUACAAUGGUAUUCUUGUACAGUAUCUGGAAUAAUACCUUAGUGUUAUAAAUAUUAAAUAAGUGUUAACAAUAAGUAUUACAAUGGUAUUCUUGUACAGUAUCUGGAAUAAUACCUUAGUGUUAUA